This is a messenger RNA of Equus quagga, 1209 nucleotides long. RefSeq names its product olfactory receptor 287-like. The transcript is spliced from 3 exons. The coding region runs from base 1 to 1209 and encodes 402 amino acids. NCBI's taxonomy places the organism in Eukaryota, Metazoa, Chordata, Mammalia, Perissodactyla, Equidae. Gene Ontology annotation, biological process: G protein-coupled receptor signaling pathway. Gene Ontology annotation, molecular function: G protein-coupled receptor activity; olfactory receptor activity. Gene Ontology annotation, cellular component: membrane. The record is from RefSeq and is a predicted model, not a curated record.
AUGGAAAACUGCGUGGGGUCGUGGGGGCCCCGGAGCGCGGUCUGCCUGAGCCGGUCCGGCGUCUGGACAAUGUUCGGGCUUCGCCGGCCGGGCCCUUCCGACCUCACUGAGGCUGCUGGUUCUCGGCUCCAUGUCCGUGGGAUCGCCGUCCCCCUUGGUGACGAGCAGCCGCUCGCCAGCGCUCUGAGCCGCUUCCCUUGUGGACCACUGUCCACUCGCUCCCACGGGGAUGCUAGACCUGGCUGGGGUCCUGGGAUUCUCGGACAAGGCUUCAUGACUUGGGGCCGCGGCUGGAACCUCUCCGCGCAGGGGCCGUUUGUCCUGCUGGGCUUCCCGGGGCCGCGGGGACUGCACGCGGGGCUCUUCCUGCUCUUCCUGGUCCUGUAUGUGCUCACGGUGGCCGGGAACCUGGCCAUCAUCUCCCUGGUCGGCGCGCACAGGCGCCUCCAGAUGCCCAUGUACUUCUUCCUCUGCAACCUCUCCUUCCUGGAGAUCUGGUUCACCACGGCCUGCGUGCCCAAGGCCCUGGCCACCUUCGCCUGGCAGAGCGGAGCCAUCUCCUUCGCCGGCUGCGCUGCGCAGAUGUACUUCAUCUUCUCGCUGGGCUGCACCGAGUACUUCCUGCUGGCGGUGAUGGCCUUCGACCGCUACCUGGCCAUCUGCUUGCCGCUGCGCUAUGGCGUCAUCAUGACGCCAGGCCUCUCUGCCCGCCUCGCCCUGGGUGCCUGGCUGUGUGGCUUCUCCACCAUCGCUGUACCCACAGCCCUCAUCACCCGCCUCUCCUUCUGUGGCUCACGCGUCAUAAACCACUUCUUCUGCGACAUCGCACCCUGGAUUGCGCUGGCUUGCAGCGACAGGCGGGUGGUGGAGCUGGUGUCCUUCGGCAUCGCCCUCUGCGUCAUCCUGGGCUCCUGCUUCAUCACGCUCAUCUCCUACACCUGCAUCAUCACCACCAUCGUCAGGAUCCCCUCUGCCCAGGGCCGGCAAAGGGCCUUCUCCACCUGCUCCUCCCACCUCACAGUGGUCCUCAUCUGGUACGGCUCCACCAUCUUCCUGCACGUGAGAACCUCGGUGGAGAGCUCACUGGACCUGACCAAGGCAGUCACGGUGCUCAACACCGUCGUCACCCCGGUGCUGAACCCCUUCAUAUACACCCUGAGGAACAAGGACGUCAAGGAGGCUCUGCGGAGGUGGGUGCAGGGAAAUUGA